Molecule: messenger RNA, 2216 nt
Organism: Acanthaster planci (crown-of-thorns starfish)
Lineage: Eukaryota; Metazoa; Echinodermata; Asteroidea; Valvatida; Acanthasteridae
Gene: farsa
Product: phenylalanyl-tRNA synthetase subunit alpha
Biological process (GO): phenylalanyl-tRNA aminoacylation
Cellular component (GO): phenylalanine-tRNA ligase complex; cytoplasm; cytosol
Molecular function (GO): phenylalanine-tRNA ligase activity; ATP binding; tRNA binding
Source: RefSeq, a predicted model, not a curated record
AUCUGUCAAAUAGUUCACAACUAGAACUACCAGCAAAACAUUCAAGAUGGCGGAAAUUCUGGGCGAGACCAUCCUUCAACGUUUAGAAAAAGAUGGACAGAUUUCGACGGAUGCUUUGGCUAAAUCACUACAAAAAGACCAUCAGCAAAUUGUCGGAGCUGUGAAAAGCUUGCAGUCGCUAGGAAAUGUGAUUGAAACGAAGCAACAAACCAGUAAAUACUGGGAGUUGACUCUCGAAGGGAAGGCCAUCAUCAGAUCAGGGAGCCAUGAGGCCUUGGUGUUCCAGGCGGUACCACAAGAGGGCGGUAUACCACAGGCUGAACUCAUGAAAACUGUUGCAAAUGCAAAGAUUGGUUUCAGCAAAGCCAUGUCGGCAGGAUGGUUAGAGAUCAACAAAGCAGCUGAAGGAGGCCCUCGAGUUAUGAGAAAGGUGUCCAGCAUUGUUGAUAAGGUCAGAGGUCAGCUCGAGAAAGUCCUCGCUGGGGAGAUUGGCUCCCUAACGGACAAGGAGAAAGGAGAGCUGAAGAAAAGAAAACUCAUCCAAGAAGUGACACUGAAUACCUUCUUGGUCAUGAAAGGCUCUGAGUUCAGUACAUCUGUCAGCAAGCCUGAAACAGACCUAACACCAGAGAUGCUUGCCAGUGGUUCUUGGAAGGAUCACAAGUUUAAGGAGUACAACUUUGAUGCGCUUGGGGCCAUGCCAGCCUGCGGUCACCUUCACCCCUUGCUCAAAGUUAGGGCUCAGUUCCGACAGAUCUUCCUGGAGAUGGGCUUCACUGAAAUGCCAACCAACAACUUCAUAGAGAGUUCCUUCUGGAAUUUUGACGCCCUGUUCCAGCCCCAGCAGCACCCUGCCAGGGACAUCCAAGACACUUUCUUCAUCAAAGAUCCCCAAUACGCACAUGAAUUUCCUAUGGAUUACUUAGAAAGGGUCAAAACGGUUCACUCUGUUGGUGGCUAUGGGUCACAAGGGUACAAGACAAACUGGAAGAUCGAGGAAGCCAAGAAGAACAUCUUGAGGACACAUACGACAGCCGUCAGUACCAGAAUGUUAUACCAGUUGGCCCAGGAGGAAAAGUUCCGGCCGGUGAAGUACUUCUCCAUCGACCGAGUGUUCCGCAAUGAGACACUGGACGCCACGCAUCUGGCUGAAUUCCAUCAAAUAGAGGGUGUCAUUGCCGACUACAAUUUGACCCUGGCUGACCUCAUUGGAGUCUUGCACGCAUUCUUCAAAAAGCUUGGAAUUGAGAAGUUGCGUUUCAAGCCAGCCUACAAUCCUUACACCGAGCCCAGCAUGGAGGUGUUCAGCUACCACGAGGGUCUGAAGAAGUGGGUGGAGGUAGGCAACUCGGGCGUAUUCCGGCCCGAGAUGCUGCUGCCCAUGGGUCUGCCCGAGGAUGUGGUGGUCAUCGCCUGGGGCCUCUCCCUAGAAAGGCCCACGAUGAUCAAAUACGGCAUAGACAACAUCCGAGAGCUGUUUGGCCCACGAGUCAACCUGCAGAUGGUCUACGACAACCCUAUAUGUCGCCUUGACAAAUGAAGGGCACGUUGCAAUUAUUUCCUGAAGCAAAAUAUUCUCAUGGUAUAUUUACUUAGUAUGUAAUGUGGAUAACAAGAUGUAGUGGUUUCUAUCGGGAAUGUCGGACCGAUUCCAGCGAGAGUCAAAGGCCGUGACACUUUUCAAAGAAGGCUUACUGGCAUCAACAGUAAUAUUUUUGUUUUAAGUUUAAUUUUGGUCAUCUUCUACACACAAGUUGCCAAAGUACGCUGGUACCUCUCAGUACUUGUGUAUGAUCACUGUGACAAAGAAACAAAGCAAAUGAGUGAAUUUGUAGCAAGAUUAAUUGCACAUUUAUUUGCAAAACCGACACCGGAUAACCAAAAGAUGAAUAAACUUCACUUGGCUACUGUUAGUUUACACAGUAAUUUUACAGUUCCCUUAACAGGCAGAAAAAAACUUUUUUUGUAAAUACCACUUUUAACAAGGGCGGAAAAAUGUUAAGGGAGAACAGGUCCAGGAAGGAAAGAUUUUGAUAGAACAGAUUCGACACAGGGAUUAUGCUUGUAAAAGGCAUCACAAUUUUCAACGGGAUGUGCACAAAUAUAUUAAAGGAACAUGUCUUGGAUACUUUGAUCAGGGGCAACAAUAUGAUAAUGCAUUAUUACCAUAGAAGCCCACAGACUUUGUAACACAAAACUUAGAAGCUGACUCAAUA